Molecule: messenger RNA, 3960 nt
Organism: Penicillium macrosclerotiorum
Lineage: Eukaryota; Fungi; Ascomycota; Eurotiomycetes; Eurotiales; Aspergillaceae
Exons: 1
Coding region: 1-3960 (1319 amino acids)
Source: RefSeq, a predicted model, not a curated record
AUGCAAUCAUACAAAGGAUCCGAUUUCCUGGACGCCGGGACCUUGUCCCGCUCGCGCAGCACCAGUCUCUCGAGCACCAGUCUCUUGAGCGACUCGCAAAACCCCCGAGUCAAUCUCAUGUCGCCGCCGUCGGUUCGCCCGCCGCCAGGCUUCAUCUCUUCUUCCGCUGCCUCCGAGAUCAUCACCUCCGACCAAGAAUUCAACGCCGCCGACUUCGUCGCCGAGAAUGAAGAGACAGGCGCUGGCGCAAAUGCGCUCGUGACGCCUGCUGCGCUCUCACUCCUCAAUGGCUUCCUUGACAAUCUGUUAUUUAAUAUCCUAGCCGCCUCUAAAUCCACCCAACUCGCUUGUAUCCGACCGGCCUUGGCGGACGUGCUGAAGCCUCGCCUCGCCUCGGAGGUCGUCGCAACCGCCGACGAGGAAUUGAGCGAGUACAUGGGGGGAGCCGAGGAUGAGCAGACCGAGUUUCGCGGUGGCCAGGAGCCAGGUGGGGAUUUCGAUUUGAUUCGUUCCUGGAAAUUGACCCGGCUCCGCUGUAUGGUCUAUACGCGGUUGGGUGAUAUGGAGGAGGAAGAUGAGGACGAAUACAUAGCCCAGGAGGGUCUGGGCGAGAGCGACGGUGCACCACGCAGGUUCUCCAGUCAUGUAGACAACAUCACGCCCGCAGCAGCGAUUUUCCUGACCUCGAUUAUUGAACACAUUGGCGAACGUGCUCUCGUCAUCGCCGGCGAAACCGCACGCUCCCGCUUAUCCGCGAAGCUAAAUGACGGCCAGCAAGAUGAUGCCGAAUCGGAUGAGGAUCGCAAACGGAUUGACCGACUAGUAGUGGAGGAUCUUGAUAUGGAAAAGCUAGCCCUCAAUGCGACCCUCGGGCGGCUGUGGCGCACGUGGAGAAAACGCAGACGCAACACGACUCUCUCGCGAACUCUAUCGCGGGAAUCUUUCCGCCGCCGUGGCUUCUCUCUGGCGAAUAGCCGCAAGAGCAGCAUCGCGACUAUCGAAGAGCCCGUUACCCCCCAGGACCCUCUGCCUGAAGAACUCCCCGUUCAGGUGGACCCGACCACUGUGCCUUUGCCUAUGACCGAUUAUGAUGUGCAGGAAAUCGAGGUGCCCGGGUUUUCGCCCGAGUUGGAGGGCGAAGUCCAGACGAUGGAGGCUAUUGUAGCCCUCAAGGUGCGACCGCGCAGCUUGAUGGUGUUUUCUUCACCAUCCCUCGUACCCAGGUCCCCCGGUUCGAGCAACGGAUCCCCGGUAAGCGCCGGAGCCAUUGACAACAAGACCCUUGGCCAUGCUCGCUCGAGAUCUUUGCCAAAUUCGCCGGCUAGAUCAUCGCGUGAGGUGCAGCAGCAACAAGCAGCACCCGCCACAGCCGAUCAACCUUCCCCGAGUGGCUCGGAGAAGAAACAGCUGGAAACCAUGUACGAAGAUGACGAAUCCGCGGAAUUUGUGGAUGCUGCUGAGUCUGCCCCUAGCGUUGAGGUCAUCACGUCGCACGAAGGUAGCGAACAGCCUGUGGUGGAAUCUGCAGAGAAGGAAAGAAUAUCUGUUGUGCAGGAGGAAGAAGAGCAGUCGGGUCCAUCCGUUGGGGAAACUGUGUUAUCCUUGCGGUCCAGUCUCGAUGAAGAAGACGGAGCAAGUGAUCGGUCGCAUAGUCCUUGCGUAUCGGUCGCCUCCAUGGCUGAUCAGCCCUCCAAGGAUCCUGAAGUGAUCGAAGGGCGAGGGAUGUGUGAGAAGCCCAAAUUGACAUCGACCAUUCAAAGACCCAAACGGAAGUCCAGUAGGGACCCUGCAGUGUUUAAUGCAAAGCCGAUCAUUGCAGCAACUAGUGAGCCCGACAUGCAGCCUGUCGUGGAGAAGCCGCCAGCCACGCAAGGGGCUGCAUCCACGCCCGCACAACCCGCCGCCACAAUCGAAGCUAUCGAGUCUCUUCGCGGCGAUGAUGAUGUUACUGAUGGCGACCUGAAUAAAUCGACCAUGUCUUCAACGCCUGCAUCUGCCCCUUCUACUGAUGUGGUGAUGCCCGAGAAUUCUCAACAACCCAUCGUUGACGCAUCGGCCGUACAGCAACCAACUGUCGAAGAUCCUCCAGUAGACAAAGAAGUUAUCGAAUCGCCUACAGUCCAAGAGCCGGUCAUUCAAGAACCUGCAGUACAGGAAACGACUACUCAGGAACUUCCAGCUCAGGAGCCAGUCGUCCCAGAGCCUAAAGUACAGGAGCUUGCCGUCCAAGAGCCCACAGUAGCGCCAGACUCUCCUCGCCCAGCAUCGGCAACAGAUAGCGAGCACUCGCACCGGUCUCGCCGUCACAGACCGAGCCCGUUGGUAGUUACACCCAACAAUCGCAGCUCUGCAGGAGUCGAGCGAGCAGCCGUUCAGCGCAUGCCUGCACGCCCAACAAAUUCGGUCGCGUCUACAGUGCCAAUCAAAUCCCGCCGGUCUGAGAGCUUCGGUAGUGCUCGCGACAAGCGUCCAGUCACCGCUGGGUCUACUACAUCGCAGGUGUCCAGCAAACUGAAAGGUCUCAUGACUCGCCCACAGGCUGAGUCCCCUACACUUCGGCUGCGCAGUUCAUCCGACACAAGCCGGGCGUCUGGCAGUGCUGAUUCCUUGGAAAACGACACCACGGACCUGGACAAGUUGAUCAAUAGUGACGAGACUAUUCAUUUCACAUUGACGCCGCGCAGUGUGAGAGAGAUGACUUUCCCCGAUUUGCCUCGCCCAAUUCCUCGCUCCGAUACGGCCAACACCUCGGAUCUUGCUGAGUUUAUCAAGAAUACUGGUCCGCCCGGAGACGAACGCCGUGAACGAACGUCUAUGUCUUCUUUGAAGCCCACUGGUGAAGCGAGCCCCAUUAGCAAGUCAAUUGAAUCACCCAAGCACAUUCCCAUCUCUUCGCGAAUGACCAUAUCGCCAUCAAGGUCGUCGAUUGGUGCUCAGGCGCGGGAUGCUCGCUCAACAGCUGGCUCGACCCGUGAGUUGGCCGACUUUAUGAAGUCAACUGGCCCUAAUGGCGUGCCUGUCCAUCAACCUAAUUCUCCUUCUGAGUCGACACGGCCGCCUCGUCCUCCAUCAAGCUUCUCCACCCGCACCAACAAUACAACUCGUUCGAACCCCAACCGCCCGCGCCUACAGGCUCGUUCCGCUGAAACCAAGGGCUCUCAAACCUCGGAAUUAAUUGAUUUCAUCCGCGAAGGGCCACCGCAGCCUGGUGCGCAUCGUAUCCCUCGCACUGUGGCGCCAUUCCGCAACACCAUUGAUUCGGACGAUCUUCAAUUUGAUACUAUUCAACACGAGAAGAGUCAUACUACCCAAAGCUCGCUGGCCAGCACUCGCGAUGGGUCUACGCCAAACAAGUCGCUGACUUCCCUUGGCUCUCGGACUGGCCUAUUAGAUUCAUCAGCUCGCCAGCCCAAGGCUACGCCGUCUUCUAGUACAAAAAUGCAGGACGGCCCUCAGCCCGUCCGAAAGCAGUGUCGGGUUCCGGAUCCAUAUGCCAUUGACGACGAUGACGAUGAUCUGCUCGAGGAACUCAUCAACGCCAAGCCUCAGCGCGAGGAAGAAAGUUUGAUUGACUUCUUACGGAGUGCUCCUCCACCAGAUUUUGAACAGACCCCUCAACCAUCAAGUGCCAGAGUGAUUCCUUCGUCUGGCAUGAAAUCCCGACUCAUCCGUAGCUCCACUGCCGACAAGUCCCCUUCAUCCAAGAUGUCAAUCAGUUCCCUUCGCUCUCAGAGCACCCUCAACACACAAUCAAAUUACUCCUACAAGGUCGGCAUGGAGCGCAAUCCAGGCACUAUCCCAUCUGCCACACACCGGCAAACCGAUACCAGCGCGCUGGCUGAGUUUCUCCGCAACACUGGUCCCCCAGAGGCACCAGUAACCCGUGCAGCCCCCAGCCCGAAGGUGAAAGAAAGUACCUUCUCGCGCUUCUUUGUGCGCCGGAAGAAGGUCGAGGCCUAA